AAACUAAAGUACUAUGAUUAGAAUUUGGUCAGGCCCUUCACUGCUUGUGGUUAUUGGAGUCCUGAUUGUUGGCGUGCGAUAUUCCAUAUCGCUAGCUGCACAGUGGCUGCUUGGGUGGCCCGACCAACCCGGUUAUAAGAAGUACAUAGAAGCUCUGAAUCCGAGGCGAACAUACCAUUUAACCAGAGCUGUGAUAGAAUCGCUGAAAUACCUGCAGUACAGACAGCUUUACUUUCAACUGAAGUCAUGGCACAUGAACAAUGAAAACUCUAAACUUUAUCAAAAAGGAAUUAGUUUUGGUCGCCGUGGUAACAAGCUGGACAUCUACCACUCCACCUCAGCCACCAGUUGCGAAGAUGUACCGUUACCGGUGGUGGUUUUCAUCUACGGAGGAGCAUGGGGUUCUAGUGACAGGUCCAUUUACUGUUUAAUGGGCAAGCAGAUGGCUGAAGAGCUAAAGGCCACUGUCAUUUGUCCUGACUACUGCACCUAUCCAAAAGGGAAUGUUUUGCAGAUGGUCCAAGACAUUGCUGACUGCUUAGUUUGGGUACAAGAGAGUGAACAUAAGUUCAGUUUAGACAAAGACAACAUAGUGUUAAUUGGUCAUUCAGCUGGUGCACAUUUGUGUGCACUGACCACUCUAUUUCUCAUUGACUCAAGAGAAGAGCUUUUUAUCGAGGCAAGCAAGCAGCACUAUAUUACAAUGGCAAUAAGAGGAGUUAUUGGUCUGAGUGGUGUGUACAACAUCUUGGACCAUUAUGAACACGAGCGGAUGCGAGAUGUGGAAUAUGUGUCGACAAUGCACAAAGCCAUGAAUGGAGUGGAAAACUUUUCUUACUAUUCACCUACACACACACUGAAGACACUCAACCAAGACAAACUGAAGAGAGUGCCUCCUUUUGUUUUGCUGCACAGGACAAGAGACAACAUCGUCCCUGCCGAAUCUUCCUUGCGGUUCUCUGAACUCCUCACUUCGCUGUCUGUGAAAGUGUCUGUAUACCUGCUGCCCAGACUCGACCACCUUGAGAUUGUUGUUAACCUGAUGGCAUCAGACAGACGCCUCUACCAUCCACUCUACAGCUGUAUCAAGCAGGAGCACUGGAAACUCGUGGAAAGCCGAUGACAUCGGCACCAAACAACUCUAGCCACUGUACACAUUUUCUUUUACAGUAUCUAAUGCAUCAAAGUAAUAAUUAUAUGUAUCUUGGGUUUUAAACUGCUCUAGAAGAUAAAACGUUCUAAAGGACUAUUAAUCUGGUAACUGUAAUUUCGUGGGUAAUAUUUCAAAUGAAGUAUUGAUGUUCGUUGAUGUAACACUGGGAUUUAUUUUUGAGUGUCGUACUCUUCUUUAGUCUACUGAAAAAAGGUGUUUUGAUUUCAUAUGUUGCUAUUUUGUAUUGGGUUUUUUUGGGGUUUUUUUUUUUUUUUAAUCAACCUGUGCUGAAUAAUUAUCAUUUAAAAUAGGAUAUUAUAACCACUUUCAGGUCUCGCCGAGCUUGGGCUCUGUUAAUUCAACAGAUGAAAAUUUUAUGUUUUAUACAGGAAGAUGUCUGAGUCAUAAAUAAUUUAUUGUAGUAUUAGAACAAUCCGCUAGUUUUAUUAAGCCAAGCAUAAAAUGAUGGCAAUGAUGUUUUUGGUUUU
Messenger RNA from Thalassophryne amazonica, 1641 nucleotides. RefSeq lists its product as uncharacterized. NCBI's taxonomy places the organism in Eukaryota, Metazoa, Chordata, Actinopteri, Batrachoidiformes, Batrachoididae. The record is from RefSeq and is a predicted model, not a curated record.